UUCGGUUCAUCAGUCAAUUCACCAAGCUCAUCCAGUGCCCUUGCUUAAGUGUCGCAGAGUUACCUCCUUAAACAAACUUUUUAAAGAUGAACUCGUUUGGAACAGCUUGCUUGGCCGCUUUGUGCUUGUUUGCCAUCGUUUCCACUGGAAAUGGGUUCCCACAGGAGUCCGCUGACCAAGUUCAGUCAUACGCCAAUAAUUUGUUUGACGAACUCCCCGAGCAGUCGUACCAAGCCGCCGCGGAGAAUCUCCGCCUGAAGCGGGCCACCUGCGACCUGCUGAGUGGACUUGGCGUCAACGAUAGUGCCUGCGCGGCGCACUGUAUUGCCCGAGGGAACCGUGGCGGUUACUGCAACUCCAAGAAGGUCUGCGUCUGCCGUAAAUGAGUGUUUGGAGUCGGUGGCAUACUUGAGGAUUGUAAAAGUGGAAAUGCUUGUUAAUUACAAGGGUUUUUAGCGAGCAGCUUCAAGUGGUUCCACGAGACAUUGUUGAUUAAUAAAUAGUGAUUGGCCUA
This is a messenger RNA of Culex pipiens pallens (northern house mosquito), 514 nucleotides long. RefSeq names its product defensin-C-like. Gene Ontology annotation, biological process: defense response to bacterium; humoral immune response. The transcript has 2 exons. The record is from RefSeq and is a predicted model, not a curated record. The coding region runs from base 87 to 386 and encodes 99 amino acids. Lineage: Eukaryota; Metazoa; Arthropoda; Insecta; Diptera; Culicidae.